This is a messenger RNA of Camellia sinensis, 1561 nucleotides long. Its product is annotated as protein trichome birefringence-like 19. Gene Ontology annotation, molecular function: O-acetyltransferase activity. Gene Ontology annotation, cellular component: Golgi apparatus. NCBI's taxonomy places the organism in Eukaryota, Viridiplantae, Streptophyta, Magnoliopsida, Ericales, Theaceae. The record is from RefSeq and is a predicted model, not a curated record.
CUCUUAUAAAUGCCAACUUGCCAAGGCCACGAAAAGACAACCAUCCAUCCACUAGUAUACAAAUAGAAUAAUUGUAUAGUUUCCUAGGCAAUCCUCACCCUCAUUCUUCUGCUACUGUUCAUCUCAUUUGAGUUCUUCCCAUCCAUGAGAGGAAACCAAAAAACAAUUCACACCACCUGCAUAAUAGUUCUUCUAUCAACCCUAACCCUAUAUCUCUUGAUCACCCUUGUCCCCGUCAACCUGCUCGAGAUCUCACCAACACCAUGGUCAUGUUGGUCUCUCACUCUUACUGAUCAUAACAAUGUGAAGAAGAACACAGAGUCAGGAGAGAGAUGCGACAUGUUUCAUGGGAAGUGGGUUCAGUACCCAAAUGGACCUUACUACACCAAUGAGUCUUGCAAUGUGAUCUUUGAUCAGCAAAACUGCAUGAAGUUUGGGAGACCAGACAGAGAGUUCUUGAAGUGGAGGUGGAAACCAGACAACCACUGCGAGCUACCCAUCUUUGACGCAGUUGGGUUCUUGGAGCUUGUAAGAGGGAAGUCUAUGGCAUUUGUUGGGGACUCUGUGGCAAGAAACCAAGCUCAAUCCUUGUUGUGCCUCCUAGCCACAGUGGUCUAUCCUUUAGAUGUGUCCGAGACCAAAGACCCAAGGUUCAGGCAUUGGCUAUACAAGGAUCACAACUUCACCUUGGCAACUUUCUGGUCACCAUACUUGGUCAAGGCCAUCAACACCUAUCCCACAGGCCCAACCUAUGACCGCCUUGUGAACCUCUAUCUAGACCAGCCCAACGAGGACUGGGCCAACGAGAUCGAAUCAUUUGACUACGUUAUCUUGUCGGCUUCCCAGUGGUUCUUCGGUCCACAAAUAUACUACGAAAACCACCACGUCAUUGGGUGCUACAACUGCCACGUCAACAACCUAACAAGCCUCACCAAGUUCUACGGAUACAGAAAGGCCUUUAGAACAGCUUUCCAAGCCCUGUGGAACAGUCAAAACUUCAAGGGAGUAACUUUUCUGAGGACUCUGUCGCCUGCGCAUUUUGAGAAUGGGGAAUGGAACAGAGGGGGGAGGUGUUCGAGGACGAGGCCUGCUACGGGCCGGGAAAUGAGGUUGGAGGGUGAUAGCUUGAAGUUCUACCUGAUUCAAGUGGACGAGAUGAAAAGGGCAGUAGAACAAGGAGCGAGAAGGGGGUUGAAAUUUAGGUUGUUGGAUACAACUGAAGCUAUGGUGUUGAGGCCAGAUGGGCAUCCGAACCAUUUUGGGCAUUGGCCACAUGAAAAUGUGACUAUUGCUGACUGUGUCCAUUGGUGCUUGCCUGGCCCCAUUGACACUUGGAAUGAGUUCUUGUUUCAAAUGUUGAAAAUGGAAAUGCUUUCUAACUAAAUGAAAAUCAUGUAAAGUCCUAAUUGAACAUGUCACACUUGUUCUUUUGCUUCCUUUUUUUUUUUUCCCCUCCAUAACUUGUGAAUUGGACUGUAGAACAAAUCCAGUUACUUGAACUCGACUCAUGUUUAACUCAUUAAGAACUCGUUCAAUAUCAAUUCGUUAAAAACUCGUUCAA